GAGGGACUGAAGCCCGAGUCCGGAGACGUCGGUGCUGUCGCGGCCGACCCCUGCACAUGAGGAACGAGCAGGACGCACAGCUCCCCGUCCAGAAAUCGGACUCCAUUCCCGACCUCUCGUGCUCUGCAGGCUGUAACCCGCGGACCGAAGCGCUGGGUCGUUUCGUAGCUCGGAAGCAGCCACGGGCUUCCCGAAUCCAGUCUUUGACCCGUUCCUGGGACGAUCGCUGUCGCUGCUGUUCCCGUCUAGGGUUUCACCGCUCAGAACCGGGAGUCCCCAGGCUCCUUCUCUGGCCCCAGGCUGACGCUCCUCCUCCUCCAAAUACUGUGUGUUCGUUUCUGGCCUGAAGCCUUCUGGGUUCCGGGUGAGGCCUUUGCCGUCUCUCUGCUGUUCUGUUUCCCAACACACUGCAGUGCCCCUGGGCUUUCUUCUGGAAGGUUUUCUCCUUGGGGAAGUGAAAGGUGAAGCCAAGAAUAGUAUUACUGAUUCCCAAAUGGAUGAUGUUGAAGUUAUUUAUACAAUUGACAUCCAGAAAUAUAUUCCGUGCUAUCAGCUUUUCAGCUUUUAUAAUUCUUCUGGUGAACUAAAUGAGCAAGCACUGAAGAAAAUAUUAUCAAGUGUCAAAAAGGCUGUGGUUGGUUGGUACAAAUUCCGACGUCAUUCAGACCAGAUCAUGACAUUCAGAGAGAGACUGCUUCACAAAAACUUACAAAAUCACCUCUCAAGCCGGGAACUUGUUUUUCUACUGUUAACACCAAGCAUAAUAACGGAAAGCUGCUCUACUCACCGGCUGGAGCAUGCCUUAUAUAAACCUCAGAAGGGACUUUUUCACAGGAUACCAUUAGUGGUGGCCAAUCUGGGCAUGUCGGAACAGCUGGGUUAUAAAACCAUGUCAGGUUCCUGUGAGUCUGCUGGUUUUAGCCGAGCAGUAAAAACACACAGCUCUGAAUUUUUUACAGAAGAUGGAUCUUUAAAGGAGGUACAUAAAAUAAAUGAAAUGUAUGCUUCUUUACAAGAGGAAUUAAAGAGUAUAUGCAAGAAAGUAGAACACAGUGAGCGAGCGGUAGAGAAACUACUAAAGGACGUAACUAGAUUGAAACGGGAAAUUAAAAAAAGAAAACAGGCACAAAUUCAAGUAGCACGAGAGAACAUAGAAAAAGACCCUCAGGAGAACAUUUUUCUUUGUCAAGCUUUAAGGACCUUUUUUCCAGAUUGUGAAUUUCUUCAUUCAUGUGUGAUCUCCUUGAAAAAUAGGCAUAUUUCUAAAAGUAGCUGUACUGCCAACCACCAACUCGAUGUGAUAGACAACUUAACCUUAAUGGUAGAAUAUGCUGACAUUCCUGAAGCUAGUGCAGCUAGUGGUGCGCCGCAGAUCAUUAAACGUAAAGCUUUAGAUACCGAUGAUGGAUGGCAGUUCAAGAAGUCACGGCCAUUAGAGAUACAAAACAAACCAUCUAAAACAGAUACUGAUAGUAGUAAUCAAGAAAAAGCAUCCACGAUGAGCAGCCCUGAAACAGAUGAAGACGUUGAAAAAAUGAAGGGUUCUGUACCACAAACAUCACUAGAGCAUUUAGAACAUCACCUAAAACAUAGAUAAAAGACUAAAUGCAACCAACAAAUGAACUACUGGAGGAAGUCCCUGAAAGCACAAGACUGCUGGCUGACCGCCAGCUGGACUGAAACAAAGGUUCCUCACCCAUUCCCAUCCUUGGACUGUACAUUUUGCCUACUGUUCCCACAGUGGAAACUGUUGCAGGGACAUAGCCUUGAGAAAGUAAGGUGUUGACACCAUAUGGAUUGUGUGUGUGACUGAACCUAGUUAAGGCCUUAAUAUAAACUAAGACUAGCAGGCAGGUGCGGAAAUCUACUUGGCUUGGGGCCACCCAAGACAAACUUCUAAGUUCCCUUGUUUGCUAAGGGAAACUUACAAAUCUUGGAGUUAUCUGCCCCUUUAGUCUCUCCCUGCUCUCCAUGUACCAGAUUAUGAACCAACAGAUGAAACAGGCUAGACAUAUGCGAAUAGAGAUCUCCCGAGGACAAUAGAUUUUUCAAAGGCUGCUUAAAAGAAACAUGCCUUCAAACCAAGUUCAAUUUGCUGAAACACUAUAGAAAGGGAAUGCAUUUGGCUCAUACUUGUGCACAAUGAUCCAUCAUCUCUGAAGGAAGAAAUGCUAAAUUUCAGAGAAUCUUGCUGAGGUCAGUACCAGCUGAACUUCCAUAGUUAAGUUUGAUGACCCAAGUUUCAAGGUAUUAAAUGAAAAGAAGAAAAUGGGUUCCGACAGGUCAUUUUUUCCCCAAUUCUCAACUUUUGGUGAUUAGCCUAUCACUGGAGUAAGAUAGUUCUAGACCAUUUGCCUAUGGAUCAUUUUAAAGUAUGCUACCAAGUUUUAAGAUAGACAAGCCCAGGAGUAAAUCUGAGGUCCUGUGACUGCACUCCUAUCCAUCCCCAUGUAACAUCUCUACAAAGGGAAGAACCAAUGUCCUAGCCAAGCAUACUCCUCUUUCCAAGUUAGAAGGGUUCCUGAGUGGCUUAGUCAUUAAGCCUGAGUCUUCGGCUCAGGUCAUGAUCCCAGAGUCCUGGGAUCAAACCCCGCAUCAGGCUCCCUGCUU
Molecule: messenger RNA, 2610 nt
Organism: Mustela erminea (ermine)
Lineage: Eukaryota; Metazoa; Chordata; Mammalia; Carnivora; Mustelidae
Gene: ABRAXAS1
Product: abraxas 1, BRCA1 A complex subunit
Exons: 10
Coding region: 494-1597 (367 amino acids)
Biological process (GO): mitotic spindle assembly; protein K63-linked deubiquitination; attachment of spindle microtubules to kinetochore
Cellular component (GO): nucleus
Molecular function (GO): microtubule binding; polyubiquitin modification-dependent protein binding
Source: RefSeq, a predicted model, not a curated record